Chlorocebus sabaeus (green monkey) is the source of this 4384-nucleotide messenger RNA. RefSeq names its product enamelin (gene ENAM). NCBI's taxonomy places the organism in Eukaryota, Metazoa, Chordata, Mammalia, Primates, Cercopithecidae. Gene Ontology annotation, molecular function: structural constituent of tooth enamel. The record is from RefSeq and is a predicted model, not a curated record. Gene Ontology annotation, cellular component: extracellular matrix. Gene Ontology annotation, biological process: positive regulation of enamel mineralization; ameloblast differentiation; amelogenesis.
CAUUAAAAACAAAACAAAAAACCCUCAGAUGUAUAAGACCUAAAAAGAGAAAGCUGAGCAGUGGUCAGAAAAAAAUACCAGAAGAGAGAACCAGAAAAAGUAUGGUCAUGGAAACCAAGGAGGAAUCAAAUUUUGAGAAAGAAAGUAAAGCUAAUGAUGUUAAAAGAAACAUGUGACUGAUAAGAUUUCCCUGUUAUACUAAAAAGUUCCAAGCAACACCAUGGUGGGAAACAAAGGGUAAUACUGAUUUCCAUUUUCUUUCCUACAGAAUCCUUACUUUGGAUAUUUUGGAUAUCAUGGCUUUGGAGGUCGCCCUCCUUAUUAUUCAGAAGAAAUGUUUGAACAAGAUUUUGAAAAACCCAAAGAAGAAGAUCCUCCUAAAGCAGAAAGUCCAGGCACAGAACCCACAGCUAAUUCAACAGUUACUGAGACGAAUUCUACCCAAUCAAAUCCUAAAGGGAGUCAGGGCGGAAAUGACACCAGCCCCACAGGAAACAGUAUCCCAGGACCGAACACUGGGAACAACCCGCCAGCUCAAAAUGGGAUUGUCCCGCUCCCUGCAGUCAACACUUCAGGCCAGGGAGGGCCAGGAAGUCAAAUCCCAUGGAGACCAAGUCAGCCAAAUAUUCGUGAAAAUCAUCCAAAUCCUAAUAUAAGAUAUUUUCCUUCAGGAAGACGGUGGUAUCCCACUGGUACUGCCAUGGGGCACAGACAGAAUGGGCCUUUUUACAGAAAUCGACAAGUUCAAAGGGGUCCUCAGUGGAACUCCUUCGCUUGGGAAGGUAAACAAGUAGUUCGUCCAGGAAAUCCAGUUUAUCACAAAGUUUACCCUUCUACUUCAAGAGGCAAUUAUCCCAAUUAUGCAGGAAAUCCAGCAAAUCUCAGAAGAAAGCCUCAGGGGCCAAAUAAACACCCUAUGGGAACUAAUGUUGCCCCAGUUGGUCCCAAACAUGGCCCUGUUGUUCACAAUGAAAAAAUCCAAAAUCCAAGGGAGAAGCACCUGGGUCCAAAAGAACAAAUAAUAGUUCCUACAAAGAAUCCAACCAGCCCCGGGAGAAACUCUCAACAGUAUGAAGUUAAUAAAUCAAAUUAUAAACUACCUCACUCCGAGGGUUAUACGCCAGUCCCAAAUUUUAAUUCUGUUGAUCAACAUGAAAACUCCUAUUACCCAAGAGAAGAUUCCAGAAAAGUACCAAAUUCUGAUGGACAAACCCAAAGCCAGAUUUUGCCCAAAGGGAUGGUUUUAGCGCCAAGAAGGAUCCCAUAUGAAUCAGAAACUAAUCAGCCAGAAUUAAAGCACAGCGCAUAUCAGCCUGCUGCACACCCUGAGGAAAUCCCUUCUGCAAAAGAAUAUUUUCCUGCUGGAAGAAAUACUUGGGACCACCAAGAAAUCUCUCCACCUUUUAAGGAACAUCCUGGGAGGCAAGAAGAACAUUUACCCCAUCCUUCCCAUGGUUCUAGAGGAAGGGUUUUCUACCCUGAAUAUAACCCCUAUGAUCCCAGGGAAAACUCACCAUACCUUAGAAGCAAUACAUGGGAUGAGAGAGAUGAUUCUCCCAAUACUAUGGGGCAAAAAGAAAGUUCACUCUACCCCAUAAAUACUCCAGACCACAAGGAGACAGUCCCUUAUAAUGAAGAAGACCCAAUUGAUCCAACUGGAGAUGAAGUCUUUCCUGGACAAAAUAGAUGGGGUGAAGAGUUGAGCUUUAAAGGGGGCCCAACAGUUAGGCACUAUGAAGGUGAACAAUAUACCUCAAAUCAGCCAAAGGAAUAUCCUCCCUAUUCUUUAGACAAUCCAUCAAAACCAAGGGAGGAUUUUUAUUAUAGUGAAUUCUACCCAUGGAACCCGGAUGAGAAUUUUCCAUCAUAUAAUACAGCUCCUACUAUGUCACCACCUACAGAGAGCAGGGGUUACUAUGUUAAUAAUGCUGUUAGACCAGAAGAAAGCAAUCUAUUUCCUUCAUGGAAUUCCUGGGACCACAGGAUACAAGCCCAAGGUCAGAAAGAAAGAAGGCCAUAUUUUAACAGAAAUAUCUGGGAUCGGGCAACACAUUUACAAAAAGCCCCAGCUAGGCCACCAGACCAGAAAGGUAACCAGCCCUAUUCCAGUAACACCCCAGUUGGGCUUCAGAAAAAUCCAAUGUGGCAUGAAGGUGAGAAUUUGAACUAUGGCAUGCAAAUGACUAGGAUGAAUUCUCCAGAGAGAGAACAUUCAUCUUUCCCUCACUUCAUCCCACAAAGUUACCCAUCAGGUCAAAAAGAGGCACAUUUAUUUCACCUAAGCCAGAGAGGCUCUUGCUGUACUGGUAGCUCCACGGGGCCCAAGGACAAUCCACUAGCUCUACAAGACUACACUCCAUCCUAUGGUCUUGCCCCUGGGGAGAACCAAGACACCAGUCCUCUGUAUACAGAAGGUAGUCAUAGCAAGCACACAAGACAUAUCAUCUCCCCAACAAGCACCCUACCAGGCCAAAGAAACAGCUCAGAGAAGAUGGAAAAUGAAAACCCUUUUAGAGAUGAUGUGUCCACUCUGAGGAGGAACACACCAUGUUCUAUAAAUAAUCAACUGGGCCAAAAGGGAAUUAUGCCAUUUCCUGAAGUCGGUUCCCUUCAAGCAAAGAAUACACCUUGUCUCAAAAAUGAUCUUGGAGGAGAUGGGAACAACAUUCUGGAACAAAUUUUUGAAGACAACCAGCUCAAUGAAAGAACAGUUGACCUUACUCCUGAGCAGCUUGUUAUUGGUACACCUGAUGAAGGCUCCAAUCCAGAAGGCAUCCAAAGUCAAGUCCAAGAAAAUGAGAGUGAGAGACAGCAACAAAGACCAUCUAACAUCCUGCAUUUGCCAUGCUUUGGCUCCAAAUUAGCAAAGCAUCACUCUUCCAGCACUGGAACUCCAUCUAGCAAUGGAAGGCAAAGCCCAUUUGAUGGGGAUUCAAUUAUGCCUACUGAAAAUCCUAACACAUUGGUUGAGUUAGCUACUGGGGAACAAUUUAAGAGUACAAAUGCAGACCCACUUGAUGCAAGUGAACACAGUCCAUUUGAAUUAUUUCAAAGAGGGACCAAUGCAGAGGACCAGGUACAAGACUGCUUACUACUUCAGGCCUAGGGGUUAUCUCAACCAAGCAUUCUUGGGGGGAAGAGAAAUCACUGACAUUCUAUAUCAAUGGUUCCCAAAAUUUUUUCCCCAAGACUUAAUUAAGUAUCUGACUGUCUUGGUGAUCCUUGAGUUUUCUCCCCUCUCAGCAAUAGGAGUAGCAACCCAGGUGGAGCUAGGAGUAGCAACCCAGAUGGAGCUGAGAUUGGGCCUCUGGGGAUCACCAGAUCUAGCACUUUCACAAAUUAGUGCAGACCUUAAAAAAGCAAGAAGAUCAUGACCAUCCCUGCCUCGAAACUUGGAAGUCACUUGUCUGAGUUAAUUUCCUUUUGCCUGAUGACUUCUCCUUUUGCUCUCAAAGUUCCAUUCUUGCAAAAUUGGUUUUUCAAGACUGAAACGCAGAUUAACUUUCCAUUCUACACAUGGAGAUCCACAAAUCAGUAUAGUCCUAAUGCACUGUACAUUUUUUUCUUGUGUUGAUCUUGUCAGGUUUUUUCCUACUCAAUAUUCUCUUCAAGCAUUUUUUUCUUCCACUGCCACUCUCUUUACCUUUAUCAUUUCCUUUUCUUAGCUUUCUUCCUUCUUUUCUCUCUCCCUCAAACUUUCUGUAUUUAGCUUUCUAUUCCUCAUCUUUUUCUAUGUAUCACUUCUUACAUAUUAAGCUCGCUAUUUUAACCAUUACUAGUGUUUUCUUUAUGUCUACCUCCUCCAUUAUGUCUUCCUCUCUUCCCACCUAUCUGUUUUGUCUCCCAAUGUACCAUUUGUCAACUAAUCCCUCUCCUCUCUGACUCCUUUCUUCCCUUCAGUUUAUCUUUUUCCCUGCUACACCAUUUUCAUCUUAAGACUGCAUGUCACUCUCUUCCUUUUUGUAUCCACUCUCUAAAUCGUACCCUAAUUUUUUAUUGACCCAGCUUAACCAUCAUUAUAGAACUUAUUUUGGAAAUGGUAGACACUGAUAGCUACUUUGUUUUUAGUUAUCUUAGGGUCUCUACCAAGUAGACACAGUUCAGUUAGAGAGACGUAUUUAAGGAGAAGGGAAGAUAGGAUACCCAGGACUAGCAGCCUAGGGAAAAGGCUUAGGAAGGUGGAGAAUGAGGAACUGAAGAAACUGCCGCUCUGAGACUGCACAUCCAGGAAAAAGGACUAGGACUUGCCAUACACCGCCAAGUUAUAAUCCGCAGGAUCUGUAGAAGACAUUUUGGGAAACACUCUCUUAAAUAAAAACUCAAUGUUUAGUUGUGUUUUGUUUUGUUUUGUUUUACUAGUUCAACAUAAGCGAUUCUACUAGUA